This is a messenger RNA of Colius striatus (speckled mousebird), 1529 nucleotides long. It is a transcript of the gene RBM41, whose product is annotated as RNA binding motif protein 41. Gene Ontology annotation, cellular component: U12-type spliceosomal complex. Gene Ontology annotation, molecular function: U12 snRNA binding; pre-mRNA intronic binding. Bases 57 to 1259 code for a protein of 400 amino acids. Gene Ontology annotation, biological process: mRNA splicing, via spliceosome. The record is from RefSeq and is a predicted model, not a curated record. NCBI's taxonomy places the organism in Eukaryota, Metazoa, Chordata, Aves, Coliiformes, Coliidae. The transcript has 7 exons.
CGGCCCCUGCGCCGCGCCCGGGCCGCGCUGCGGCGGCGGCGGGAGAGGCCGCAGCCAUGCGGAGGGUCAACAGCAGCCUGUCCAGCGAUGAGCUCCUCCUGGAAGACUUGGAGACAGAAGGAGAGAGGCAGCUGAAGAGCCUCCUUCACCAGCAGCUCGAUACCACGGUCUCCAUUGAGCAAUGCAAGUCAAAGCGAAGAUGCUUCGCCCCUGCAGCCUUUUACAAGCCUUUUGGGGAGGAGGCUGCAGGAGCUCUGAGCCUGUCUCAGUUCCAGGCCCUGCAGGAGACCGACAGACAGACGGCGUCUCUCCGGGAGCUGGGGCUGUCAGACGCAGAGAUCCUGCUCUGGAAGAACCGGGACUCAGCAGGGAAGGGCUCUGGGCUGGGAGCUGCCCCAGAGGCCACCCAGGACCGACUCCAGGCCAUCCAGGAGAAGAUGGAAGAACGUCAGCGCAUCCUGGCUCUACCCCAGAGGUUUGCUGGCAGCAAGCAGCUGAGCAGGAGGGAGAUGGAGAUUGAAAAUGCCCUCUUCCAGGGAACAGACCGCCACUCCUUCCUCAGGGCGCUCUACCACGAAGAUGACACUCAGAAGAGGGUAACAGAUGAAAGGGAUCCCAUGGUUCACCUGGAGAGUGUUUACCAAGAGCUGCUGAGCAAGAAGUUACCUGAAGACCAGCCUACCAAGAGUGACCCAUGCUUGUGCCCUUCCCUGGCCCCACAGGGGCCUGUGGCUGAGGAGUCAUCACUUCCAGAGCAGGAAGAGCAGACAGCACAGCCAAGAAGUCCCAGCCUUCCUGCAGCAAAGCCCCACCAGCCCCCUCCAAAGCACGUGGUUAUCGAGGAGCCUGUGGAGUUUGUCCCAGAAGAGGAGAUUUGCAAGAACCGUCUGUCAGAGGAGGAGCUCCGGAGCAUUCCCAGGUUCUCAUCCUACCAGCCUGGGGAGCCCAGCAAGGUGCUGUACUUGAAGAACCUGGGCCCUGGGGUGAGGGUGAAGGACCUCGUGUCCUUGUUUGCUCGGUUCCAGAGGGACGACAGCCCGCCCAUCCAGUUCCGCCUGCUGAGCGGCCGCAUGAGGGGCCAGGCCUUCCUCACCUUCCCUGACGUGCAGUCAGCACAGGCUGCCCUGCUGCUGGGGAAUGGCUACAACCUGCAGGGGAAGCCACUGGUCAUUCACUUUGGGAAGAGCAAAGGGCAUUUGUCAGAGGCUGACUCUGCCAUCCCCUGCUCAUCUGCUGGAGAGAAGCCUCUUGCCACCUAAGGGAUGGAGUACUGGGAGCCUCCUGGAUUUGCAUGGGCCGUGGGAAUUCCCUGGCUGCAACUGGGACUGUUGGGAGUUACCAUGCAUCUCUAAGAAGGGAAGAGGGAGAGCUGGGCACUGAGCUCUUCCUUGAGAGAGAUGGGCACCCUCCUUACACUGCUGGAGUGUACUGGCUGUUUCCUCCUGUCCCACGUGUGUCUCUGCCUUCUCAACCUGUGGUGGUGAGGAGGGAGGGGAGGGGUGAUGUAAAUACAUGUAUUUAUUGUGGUA